Molecule: messenger RNA, 1059 nt
Organism: Penicillium cataractarum
Lineage: Eukaryota; Fungi; Ascomycota; Eurotiomycetes; Eurotiales; Aspergillaceae
Product: RNA recognition motif domain-containing protein
Exons: 4
Coding region: 1-1059 (352 amino acids)
Molecular function (GO): RNA binding
Source: RefSeq, a predicted model, not a curated record
AUGUCUGCCGUUGAAGCUGUCACCAACACCAUGGCUGCGACCACCAUUAACGACACCCCCAGCGCCAACGGUACUCCCGCGGCCUCGCAGCCUACCGACGCUGCUGCCGCCAGUGCUGACGAGGGUCGUCGCCUGUACAUCGGCAACCUUGCCUACGCAACCACCGAGGAGGAGCUCAAGGACUUCUUCAAGGGCUACACCAUCGAGAGCACCUCGAUCCCGGUGAACCCCCGCACCAACCGCCCCGUUGGCUACGCUUUCGUGGAUCUCGCAACUGCUGCCGAGGCCACUGCGGCCAUUGAGAGCCUCUCUGGCAAGGAGAUUCUCGCGCGCAAGGUUUCGGUCCAGCUGGCCCGUAAGCCAGAGCCUGCGGAGGCUAAGGAGGGUGCUGCCAGUGGCGGUGAGGGCGCCAGCGGCAAUGAGGGUCGCAAGCGCACCGGUGGCCGGGGUCGUGGCCGUGGUCGCGCUCGUGGCCGUGGUGGCCGUGCCGCUCGUGGACGUGCCCAGGAUGGACAGGAGCCCACCGAGGCCAAUGCCGCCGAGGCCGCUCCCCUGACUGAGACCACCAACGACAACGAGCCCGCAGCUACCGAGGGUGCCAAGCAGGGCAAGCCCCGUGCUCCUCGUCCCCAGAAGCAGCGUGGUCCCCCCGAGGAUGGUAUUCCCUCCAAGACCAAGGUCAUGGUCGCCAACCUUCCCUACGACCUGACCGAGGAUAAGCUCAAGGAGAUCUUCGCCGACUACUCCCCCGUCUCCGCCAAGGUCGCUCUUCGUCCCAUUCCCCGCUUCAUGAUCAAGAAGCUCCAGGCCCGCAACGAGCGCCGCAAGACCCGCGGUUUCGGAUUCGUCAACCUCGCCUCGGAGGAACUCCAGGCCAAGGCCGUCAGCGAGAUGAACGGCAAGGAUAUUGACGGUCGCACCAUUGCUGUCAAGGUCGCCAUCGACAGCCCCGGCAAGGAGGACGACGUCAACGCCGCCGCUGAUCAGUACGAGGAGGCCAACGCUCCCGCUCAGGAGAACGCCGCCCCUGCUGCUGAUGCUCCCACUGAGGCCGCUUAA